CUCUCGUCUUUUCCUCUCUUCUCUCACUCCACCAUGUCUUUUGUCUCUGUCGCCUAUGGGCUGUCGGUGGCCACCAUUGUCGCAUUUGGAGUUGGCGCUCUCUUUCUCGCUCGUCGUCGUCAACGUUUCAAGAAGGAUGAUACCGAGUUCUUUCUAACGGCUCGUCACUCCGUGCCUGAGAAGACCAUUGCUUGGUCAUUUUAUGCAUCUGGUGUUGGUGCUUGGGUUAUAUUCUCUAUGCCUGCUUAUGUUGUCUCUGCUGGAAUUAUCGGAUUAAUCGCCUAUUCAGUUUCGUGUGGUCUACCAAUCCUGAUUGUCGCUCGUGUUGGAGCUGUUCUCCAUCGCAAGUACCCCGGUGUUCUCUCGCUUGGUGAUUUUGUCCAGUGGCGCUUCGGUACCAUUCCAACUAUCAUUGUCACCUUGAUCAUGCUUCUAAACAUGUCUAUUGCCCUUUGCGCCGAGUAUACAUCGAUUGGAAACCUAAUGGAGUUGGUGGUUGGCGGAUCACGCUUACCCAUUGUACUCAUUGUUGCUAUCGUUACAUCGAUCUACACUGCCGCAGGAGGUCUUUAUGUCAGUAUCUUGACUGAUGUUGCUCAGGGAAUCUUUGGAAUUGGCCUAUUGAUUAUUAUGGCCAUUUAUGUUGCAGUCACCUAUCGCCCCUCGAAUCUCCCGACUCCUCUUCCUGAAGAAAUCGGACCCAACUACUGGGGCUUUGCUGCCAUCGGUGCUAUGCCUAUUUCCAUGAUUUGCUCUACUCUCUUUUCUGAAGCGCCUUGGCAACGUAUUUGGGCGUCAGCAGACGAGAGAGCGCUUAAGCGUGGUUCUCUCUGGGGUGCCAUGGGCCUGGUUGUUGUUUGCUUCCUCUAUGGAUUUGGAGGCUUUCUUUCUCUCUGGGCUGGAUACCCUCGGUCAUCCCCAGAUGGAUCGACCGCCUUUUUUGAUCUCCUUGGUGCUGGUCAAGCUACUGCGCCCGCCUGGAUUACCAUCCUUGCGGUUCUCUCAACCGUCACUAUGAACGAGGGCAAUGUCGAUUCUCUUCAGAAUGGUAUCGUCGAUACUCUCGCCUCUCGCUUCUUCCGUGGAAAGAACGUUUGGUAUCCCCGCGUUCUUGUCUUCUUGAUUAACAUCCCUGUUGUGUUUGUAUCUCUUAAGGGUUACAACAUUAUCAUGCUAUUCUUGAUUGGCAACUUGAUCUGCACUAUUUGUGCUGUUCCACUGUUGCUGGGAUUAAUCACACGACUGGAAGGUUAUGUUACAGCUUGGUCAAUGGUCUCUGGUAUCAUCACAGGAUUUUUCUCGCUUGUUGCCUUUGGAUAUCUCAAGAUCGGCAAUGUGUCAGAUGGGAUGCAUUAUGUGUUCAUGGAGGCUUACGAUUGGCCUUCAUUUAUCCUGCCCCCGAUCUUUUCUUGCAUUGGAGUCCUCCUGGCAGCUGCAAUUGAGGGCGUCGUCCGCAAGACUUUUGGUCUGACUUAUCCUGUGCCUUUAAGUUUCCCUCCCCAAGCCCGCACAGAGGACCAUGAGAAUGGAAGCAUCAGUUUCGAUGAUGCAGAGUCUGGAACUAACAGCUCGAAAGCACAUCAUGGGAUCAAUACCUCCUCCGACAAGUAAAUGGAGCUAACCUUACGCAGCAUGCAAAAGAUAAACUGCUCUGUGGUUUAAUCCAGAAGAUCAUGGCGACCAGAUGAAUCACAAAUCUUAUACAGCGAAAGCCAGUAGUAGGAGUAGCUACAGAAGCUUUCGUCAGGUAACUUUCAC
Lobosporangium transversale is the source of this 1758-nucleotide messenger RNA. RefSeq lists its product as hypothetical. Gene Ontology annotation, molecular function: transmembrane transporter activity. Gene Ontology annotation, cellular component: membrane. Bases 34 to 1611 code for a protein of 525 amino acids. NCBI's taxonomy places the organism in Eukaryota, Fungi, Mortierellomycota, Mortierellomycetes, Mortierellales, Mortierellaceae. The record is from RefSeq and is a predicted model, not a curated record. Gene Ontology annotation, biological process: transmembrane transport. The transcript has 2 exons.